Molecule: messenger RNA, 571 nt
Organism: Camelina sativa (false flax)
Lineage: Eukaryota; Viridiplantae; Streptophyta; Magnoliopsida; Brassicales; Brassicaceae
Source: RefSeq, a predicted model, not a curated record
AAAAAAAAGAAAGACAGAGCGUUUAGUUGCUAUCUCUCAAAUAUAAUGAUGAACAAAGCCGUACUUGUGAGUUCAAUUUUGGUCUUCAUGUUGAUCGGUUUGGUUCUUGUUGAGAGUCGUCCGCUUGGUCUAACAAAGACCGAGGAGAAGAAGUUCAUGGCUGGUUUCUUCGAUGCCUUAUCACUUGGUUCAAUCAAAGACUCAGGUCCUAGUCCAGGCGAGGGUCAUAAGUUCGUGGACCGGAAAGAUACGUUUCGUUUUGUAAAGCACUCCGGUCCAAGCCCAAGCGGUCCGGGCCACUAAUGUUUCAAACUUUAGAUCAAACUGGACCGGUUCAAGCUCCCAAACCUAUUUAGGUCGAACAAAUUAUUUCAUUUAUUUUGUUUGUUUCAGUUUUAUUAGUCGAAUAAUACAUAGGAAGAAGAAUGCGAAAAAUCAAGCAUUCGUUUCUCAUGUUAUUUUUUUCUUCUAUAUUUACGAUUACAGUUUUGUUAGUUAAAUAAAGUUAUUUAAAAGUACACAAUGUAAUGAAUAAAGUCAUUUUAAUAAAUUAACGAGUUCAAACUGCUCA